AUGCCAUCAUUGAGAUUCUGUGGUGAAUGUAACAACCUUCUUUACCCAAAGUCCGAUAAUAACGCCAAAAUCCUUUUGUAUCAAUGUCGUAAUUGCAAUUACGCAGAAAACGCUCAUCCUGAACCUGGAAUGGCACCUUGCGUAUACAAGAAUGAUCUGUUGACUAUCGCAAGGGAACAAGCGGGUGAAACUAAAGAUUUAGAAACCGAUCCUACGUUACAAAGAUCAAAUAUUGAAUGUCCAAAAUGUUCAAAUCAUGAAGCUGUAUUCUACCAAGAUCAAGCAAGGAGAAUAACGACCAAUAUGACAUUGUUCUAUCAUUGCACGAAUUGCAAAUUCCUAUUUAGAGAUCCAAAGAUCAAACACCGAUAG
Molecule: messenger RNA, 372 nt
Organism: Kwoniella shivajii
Lineage: Eukaryota; Fungi; Basidiomycota; Tremellomycetes; Tremellales; Cryptococcaceae
Exons: 4
Coding region: 1-372 (123 amino acids)
Biological process (GO): transcription-coupled nucleotide-excision repair; DNA-templated transcription; maintenance of transcriptional fidelity during transcription elongation by RNA polymerase II
Cellular component (GO): RNA polymerase II, core complex
Molecular function (GO): zinc ion binding; DNA-directed RNA polymerase activity; nucleic acid binding
Source: RefSeq, a predicted model, not a curated record